This is a messenger RNA of Helianthus annuus (common sunflower), 3044 nucleotides long. Its product is annotated as CRM-domain containing factor CFM3, chloroplastic/mitochondrial. The record is from RefSeq and is a predicted model, not a curated record. Gene Ontology annotation, biological process: RNA splicing, via transesterification reactions. Lineage: Eukaryota; Viridiplantae; Streptophyta; Magnoliopsida; Asterales; Asteraceae. Gene Ontology annotation, molecular function: mRNA binding. The transcript has 9 exons. Bases 13 to 2838 code for a protein of 941 amino acids.
GAUAAUGUCACCAUGGCUUCUUCAUCAUCAUCACCAUUCUCAGUUAAUUUCAUAUUUCCACCCACUCGAACAUGCUCUUCAAACUUCAGAUUGUUUUGUAGCAAUCAAAUAAUUCAACUUGAAACCCAACAACAGAUUAUCCCCAAAAAGAAGAACCAAAGAAAACCCAGACCUAGUUUCUCCGAACAAGUUCUUGAAAAAUGGUCUCGCAAACCCACUUCAUUGGGAGACAAAUUCCCAUGGCAGAAACAAGAAAUGCAACAACAAGAAGCCAAAUUUGCAAUCAAAGAAGAAGAAGAAGAAGAAAGGGUUUUAGAUGAGUCAAGAAUCGGUAGCAACUCGCUUGUGGGUGACUCAGUGAGUUUUGAUUCUAUAAAAAGUGUAAAUACUGCUCCUUGGGUAAAGAAAACUAAACCCCAGAAAGAAAGUUUCGAUUUUGAAGAUGGGAAUUCACAAAAAGAUAGUGAGAAUGGUAAAAUUGAUGGUGGGUAUGUUGGUAACUCGUUUGUGGGUGACUCAGUGAGUUUUGAUUCUAUAAAAAGUGUAAAUCUUGCUCCUUGGGUAAAGAAAACUAAACCCCAGAAAGAAAGUUUCGAUUUUGAAGAUGGGAAUUCACAAAAAGAUAGUGAGAAUGGUAAAAUUGAUGGUGGGUAUGUUAGUAACUCGUUUGUGGGUGACUCAGUGAGUCUUGAUUCUAUAAAAAGUGUAAAUCUUGCUCCUUGGGUAAAGAAAACUAAACCCCAGAAAGAAAGUUUCGAUUUUGAAGAUGGGAAUUCACAAAAAGAUAGUGAGAAUGGUAAAAUUGAUGGUGGGUAUGUUAGUAACUCGUUUGUGGGUGACUCAGUGAGUUUUGAGUCCAAAAAAAGUGUAAAGCUUGCUCCUUGGGUUCAGAAAAGUAAACCCCAGAAACAAAGUUUUGAUUUUGAAGAUGGGAAUUUAGAAAAAGAUAGUGAGAAGGAUGAAAUUGAUGAUGAACAUGUUUCAAAUAAUGGUCAAGAAAGUCAAAGGAGUGAGAGGGUGCCAUGGGAAAGAGAGAAAGAUUUGUUUCAGAGUAAUAGCAAUACACCACUGGCAGAGAAACUGAUACCGGAAUUCGAGUUGAAGAGAUUGAGGAACAAAGCUGGGAGGAUGGUGGAAAGGUUUAGAGUUGGUGCAGCUGGAGUUACACAGGAAUUAGUGGAGUCAAUACAUGAUAAAUGGAAAACUGUUGAGGUUGUGAAGUUGAAAUUCAAAGGGCCUUCUACCAUGAAUAUGAAAAGAAUUCAUGAAAGUUUAGAGAGUAGAACGGGUGGCUUAGUGAUAUGGAGAUCAGGCAGUUCGGUUGUAUUAUUCAGAGGAAUGGCUUAUAACCUUCCCUGUGUACAAUCGUUUACAGAACAUAAAUCAAAGCAUACAGAAAACGAAUCAUCAAUAAAUUAUGCGGGUCGAUAUGUUAAGGAUCUUUCUGAAGAAGAAUUAUUAGAUUUAGAAGAGCUCAAUCUCGUUUUAGAUGGAUUGGGCCCGCGGUUCAAGGAUUGGUCAGGACGCGAGCCACUACCUAUAGAUGCAGAUUUGCUUCCUUCUUUGGUUGAAGGGUAUAAACGUCCUUUUAGACUUCUCCCGUACGGGACAAGACCUGGCUUACGAGAUAAAGAGAUGACCUUUAUUCGUAGGACGGCAAGAACAAUGCCUCCGCAUUUUGCACUUGGAAGAAAUAGAGAUUUGCAAGGCCUUGCGGUUGCAAUGGCAAAGCUAUGGGAAAGAAGUGCUAUUGCAAAGAUAGCGAUCAAGCGUGGUGUGCACAACACUCGUAAUGAAAGAAUGGCGGAAGAGCUCAAGAGACUGACAGGAGGAACUAUAGUCUCUAGAAACAAGGACUAUAUCGUCUUUUACAGGGGUAACGACUUUUUACCGCCUAAUGUGACAAAAACAUUGACGAAAGCGCAAGAACUAAGCAUUAAUCGCCAAGAAGAUGAAGACAAAGCACGAGAAAGGGCUUCAACUUUCAUUGAUUUGACUACUAAAAACGCUGUUAAAGGCCCGUUAGUCGCCGGGACCCUAGCGGAAACCAUGGCGGCUACCUCAAGAUGGGGAAGCGAGCCUGACAGCGAGGAGGUUGAGAGAAUGAGGAGGGAAUCAGCCGUUGCCCGACACACUUCUCUUGUCAAACUUCUUGAAAACAAGCUAGCCCUUGCCAAAGGAAAGAUAAAAAAGGCAGAAAGGGUGUUAGCAAAAGUUCAAGAAUAUUUACGACCAGCACAACUUCCUACCGAUCUGGAGACGCUAACCGAUGAGGAGAGGUUUUCGCUUCGUAAGAUAGGUUUAAGUAUGAAACCAUACUUGGAGUUAGGGAGGCGAGGUGUUUUUGACGGUACGGUUGAAAAUAUGCACCUACAUUGGAAGUAUAGGGAGCUAGUCAAGAUAAUGGUGGAGCGAAAAAGCUUUGCACAAGUGAAACAUGUGGCUAUUUCUCUUGAGGCGGAAAGCGGUGGAGUUUUGGUGUCGGUAGACAAAACCACCAAAGGCUAUGCCAUCAUAGUUUAUCGUGGAAAGAAUUACGAGCGACCGAAAGAAAUAAGGCCGAAAAAUCUUUUGACUAGAAGAAAAGCUUUAGCGCGUGCAAUUGAAUUGCAAAGACGCGAGGCUUUAAAGUAUCAUAUCCUGGAGUUAUCGAAAAGGAUUGAGAAGCUGAAAUCGGAACUUGAGGACAUGAAAAUGAUUGAUGAAGUUGAUGAGGAGACGUUGAGAUCAAGAAUAGAAGAUGAUUUAGGUUCCGAGUCUGAAUCUGAUUCGGAUGAUCGUCAUGAAACGGCAGAGGAUGAAGAAGCCUACCUUGAAACUUACCAACAUGGUGAGUAAAGCUGACGAGUUUCGACGCAAACCAUUAUAUUUAAAAGCUUCUGUACCAUGUAAGCGAAACUCGAGUAAUAUGAUCCAUAACACAUGUACAUCCCUUUUUGUGUGCUGAUACACAUUCAGGUUGGUAAACCUUAGACGACCAUUAUAUUGUACUUGGAACACUUGUUACCUGAAUAAAAGAAAUUGGUAGUGUUCGUUUCAUAUUC